Trichoderma reesei QM6a is the source of this 2067-nucleotide messenger RNA. RefSeq lists its product as uncharacterized. Gene Ontology annotation, molecular function: RNA binding; rRNA (cytosine-C5-)-methyltransferase activity. Gene Ontology annotation, cellular component: nucleolus. Gene Ontology annotation, biological process: rRNA base methylation; maturation of LSU-rRNA. NCBI's taxonomy places the organism in Eukaryota, Fungi, Ascomycota, Sordariomycetes, Hypocreales, Hypocreaceae. The record is from RefSeq and is a predicted model, not a curated record. The coding region runs from base 1 to 2067 and encodes 688 amino acids. The transcript is spliced from 7 exons.
AUGGGUCAAGGUCGCCGCAUGAAGAGAAAGCAGGGCAUGCCCGAAGCCCUGUCCGAGGAGCACUUUGCCAACCUCAAGCGAAAAGCAGGCCUCCCCGUGGAGCCGCCGGUCGAGAAGGCGUCGCUGAGCAACAAGAAGCGCAAGACGGGCGCAGCGAAGAAGCCGGAGCCCGCGCCCAAGAAGGCGGCCGCGAGCGCCAAGAGCAAUGGGAAGCCGAAGAAGAAGAGUAAGCUGCCGGAGCCGGAGGCGGACGGCUCCGAGGACGAGGAGAUGGGUGACGAGUUUGAUCUAGACCAGCUGGAGGGCGACGAGUCUUCCGAUGAGGAGGCUUCUUCGGGGGGCAAGAAGAAGAACAUUUGGUCAGAUGACGAGGAUGAGGAUGCGGAAGAGGACGACGACUCGGUCUUCGAUUCGGACGACCAGGAGGAGGGAAAGAAGGGCAAAUUCGUCUUCUCCGACGACGAGGACGAAUCCGACGCCGAAGAGAAGCUGACGGCCGCCAACAUUGCCGGUCUGUCGCGGAAACUGGACAAGAAGCUGGCCGAGGACAAGGCCAUUACCGAAGCCGAGCUGCAAGAGUCUGCGAUGCAGACCAACAUUGACGGACCAAAGAUCUUUGGCGAGGGCCUCGAGGAUGACGACGAGGAGGAUGACCUGGCCAAGAAGAGCCAGGCCCUGCUGGCGCCGGAUCUGCAGCUGCUGCGACAGAGGAUAACGGAUAACAUACGGGUGCUGGAUGAUUUUGCCAACCUGGCUGAGGAGGGGAGGUCGAGGGCGGAGUAUACUGCUCAGCUGCUCAAGGAUAUCUGCGGUUACUACGGCUACAGCCCCUACCUGGCCGAGAAGCUCUUCAACCUCUUCACCCCCCGCGAGGCCUUUGCCUUCUUCGAAGCCAACGAGAUGCCGCGUCCCGUCGUUAUCCGAACAAACACCCUGCGGACGCACCGAAGAGACCUUGCUCAGGCGCUCAUCAACCGCGGCGUCACGCUCGAGCCCGUGGGCAAGUGGAGCAAGGUCGGCCUGCAGAUUUUCGAGACCAACGUGCCCCUGGGUGCUACGCCCGAGUACCUUGCUGGUCAUUAUAUUAUCCAGGCUGCUGCCUCUUUCUUGCCGGUUAUGGCGCUUUCACCGCAACCGAAUGAGCGAGUUCUUGAUAUGGCCUCUGCCCCCGGUGGAAAAACGACUUACUGCUCAGCCAUGAUGAACAACACCGGUGUCGUCUUCGCCAACGAUCCCAACAAGGAGCGUGCCAAGGGUCUGAUUGGUAACGUUGCUCGUCUGGGCGUUCGAAACGUCAUCGUCUGCAGCUACGACGGUCGCGAGUUUCCCCGAGUCAUGGGAGGUUUCGACAGAGUUCUCCUUGAUGCCCCCUGCUCCGGAACGGGCGUCAUCUCAAAGGACCCCAGCGUCAAGACCAACAAGGACGAGAAAGACUUCAUCUCACUGCCGCACAUGCAGAAGCAGCUGUUACUAUCAGCCAUUGACUCUGUUAACCACGCCAGUGAGACGGGUGGUUUCCUUGUCUACUCGACAUGUAGUGUCACGACUGAGGAGAACGAGGCCGUCGUCAACUACGCCCUGUCCCGUCGCCCCAACGUGAAGCUCGUCGACACCGGCAUCCCCUUUGGCAAGGAGGGCUUCACCAGCUUCAUGGGCAAGAAGUUCCACCCCAGCCUCAAGCUCACCCGCCGGUUCUACCCGCACGCGCACAACAUUGACGGCUUCUACGUCGCCAAAUUCCAAAAGAUUGGGCCGACGCCGCCCAACGCCAUUGGCGCCGCCGGCAAGAAGUCUGGUGGUGCGGCCGCUGAUGCGGAGGUGGAGGUCAUUGACAAGACGCCCAUCGCUACGGAUGAUGAUGACGUCGAGUCUGAGGAGAAGAAGGCGGGCAAGAAGGGUAAGAGCAGCAACGGCACUUCUUCUUCUUCUUCUGGCAAGGGCGAUUUCAGCGCUUUCGAUGAGGAGGAGGAUGUCAAGUAUAUCGAGAAGGCGAAGAGGAAUGCUAUGCGGAGGAGAGGUCUGGAUCCUAGGGCUUUGAAGAAGCCUAAGGCUCAGGAGAAGAAGUAG